CAUAUGUGCCUUUCUACUGUAUACGUUGUUGUUGAUAGAUUGAUGCAAAGAAUAAAUGCAAACUACUGGAUUGGAAUGGGAAAGAUGAAGUAGUUGCUGAAGGACGUUUGCAUUCGAGUGAUCCAAAUGCAUUAGUUAAUGGCAUUCCUCUUGGGCCCAAUGCUAUGAUAGUUUCGGUGGAUGUUCCGAAAUUUUCUGAAGCAUGUUUAUGGCGGCCCCUUGCAGCUGAUAUGAGAUUUAUUAAAGAUGUUGUCAAUUCUAGAAUAGCUUGGCCUGCAGAUAGAGUUAUAUUGGAGAAAACAGUAGAAAGUGAAGAAGAAAAUCUUUCAUCUCCUCAGAGUGUCAACACCAAUAAUGUAAAUAAAAAGUGCAAGUUAUUGGAUGUUUGUGGAUCUGGUCAAAUUGUUGCUGAAGGACGAUGGUCCUCAAAUGAUCCAAGUCAAGUUGUUCAUUUUGUUCCAUUGGGUCCUAAUGCUACGAGAGUUUGGGUAGAAACAGCAAAAGUCCCAGCCGCGUCUCUCUGGAGAUCUACUUCUGAGAUGGAGUUCAUUGAAGAUGCCAUAGGAACUACAGUAGCAUGGCCAACAGAUAAAGUGGUUAUAUUGUAGAGUACCGGUAAGCGAUUAGACUCUCUCGAUUCUAAGUUUAAUUUUUUUCCCCAAUCACGUAUUGUACUUAAUUUGAUAUUGUCAUCGAAAUUGUAAUUUAUGGAUUGCAAAUCGAUUGAUUCACUUGAUUUAGGUAAAUGUUAUGUAUCUCUUUCUUUGUAGUACUUUACGAGUAAAA
Erythranthe guttata (spotted monkey flower) is the source of this 786-nucleotide messenger RNA. Lineage: Eukaryota; Viridiplantae; Streptophyta; Magnoliopsida; Lamiales; Phrymaceae. The record is from RefSeq and is a predicted model, not a curated record.